AUGGCUCGCCUACUCAUCACCACGCUCACUACGUUCGCGCUCCAAGCUUUAGCACAAAACAACACAAACACCACCUUCGACCCGCUGGCCUUCGUUGACCCCCUCAUAGGCUCCACGAACGGCGGCAACGUCUUCGCGGGCGCCUCCCUUCCCUAUGGACUCGCCAAGGCCGUAGCCAAUGUCGACGGCCAGAACACGGGUGGCUUUGCUACAGACGGGAGCAACGUCACGGGCUUCAGCUCAGUCCACGACUCCGGGACAGGCGGGAACCCCAGCCUGGGUAACUUCCCGCUCUUCCCGCAAGUAUGCCCUGACGACGGCGAUGUGAAUAGCUGCAGUUUCCGCAUCGGGGAUAGGAAGCUGCCAUAUGUCAACGACAGCGUGGUCGCUCAGCCUGGGUACUUCAGUGUGCAGCUUCAGUCUGGCAUUAAAGCUGAGAUGACAGUUGCAGAGCGGACCGCGCUGUAUCGAUUCGAUUUCUCUAGUGCCCUUGGAGAUGGAGGGAAUGGUUCGGCUGGAGCUCAUUCGUUGAUUCUCUUGGACUUGACGGACCUGUGGCAGAGCCGUCAAAAUGCUUCCGUCAGUGUCGACCCGGAUACCGGCCGCAUGACUGGGAAUGGGACGUUUCUGCCGAGCUUUGGGGCAGGUUCCUACGUGAUGCACUUCUGUGUUGACUUUUUCGGGGCUGACAUAUACGAGGAUGGAGUGUGGGUGAACAACCGGGCAGGGACGGAGCCGAAGGACUUGUUUGUGACUAGGGGCUUCAAUCUGUUCUACCUCGAGGCAGGAGGUUGGGCUAGGUUCUCAGGACUAACAGACAAUAUAGUCACAGCCAGGAUGGGAAUCAGCUUCAUCAGCUCAGAACAGGCCUGCAGCACUUCCGAGUCUGAAAUUCCAGACCCAACAGAAGACUUUGAUGCCCUCGUCAGCACCGCGCAGAGCGCGUGGAGGCAAAAGCUAAGCCCAGUAUCCAUAGAUGCAGGUGGCGCCAGUGAGGACCUCCAGACCAGCUUCUGGAGCGGGAUAUACCGGGCGAUGAUGUCGCCGCAGAACUACACGGGCGAGAACCCGCACUGGGACAGCGGCAUCCCAUACUUCGACUCGUACUACUGUAUCUGGGACUCUUUCCGCGUGCAGCACCCGCUGCUCACCAUCAUCGACCCAGCCGCUCAGACGCAGAUGGUCAACUCGCUGCUCGACAUAUACCGCCACGAGGGCUGGCUGCCCGACUGCCAUAUGUCGCUGUGCAACGGCUGGACGCAGGGCGGCUCCAAUGCCGACGUCGUCCUGGCCGAUGCGUACGUCAAGAACCUCUCCGCUACUAUCGACUGGAGCCUUGCUCUGGAGGCGGUCACCAAGGACGCCGAGGUUGAGCCGCUCGAGUGGUCCAAGCAUGGCCGCGGGGGUCUCGCCAGCUGGAAGAGCCUGGGCUACAUCCCGUACCUGGACUUCGACCCGGCCGGCUUCGGCACUAACUCGCGGAGCAUAUCGCGCACGCUCGAGUACUCUUACAACGACUUCAACCUCGCCACGCUGGUACAAGGGCUGGGCAGGUCGGAUUUGUAUGAAAAGUAUCUCGCGCGGAGCACCAACUGGCAGGCCCUCUGGCGCGAGGACCAGACGUCCCUGAUCAACGGCAACGACACGGGCUUCACGGGGUUCUUCCAGCCAAAAUACGCCAACGGCACGUGGGGCUACCAGGACCCCAUCGCCUGCUCCACGCUGGCGGGCUUCUGCUCGCUGACGACCAACCCGUCCGAGACGUUCGAGGCCAGCAUCUGGCAGUACCAGUUCCUGGUCGCCCACGACACGGCGGGGCUGAUCUCGCUCAUGGGCGGCGACGAGGCCUUCGUCGCGCGCCUGAGCUACUUCCACGGCUCCGCGCUGGCGGACAUCUCGAAUGAGCCUGUGUUCUCGACCGUGUGGCUGUACCACUACGCCGGCCGGCCGGGCCUGUCCACCGCGCGCAUCCACGGGUAUAUACCCGGAUCUUUCACGGCCACGCCCGCGGGGCUGCCCGGCAACGACGACUCGGGCGCCAUGGGCAGCUUUCUCUUCUUCAGCAUGUUGGGACUAUUCCCCGUUGCGGGACAGGACGUUUACCUUCUCUCGGCGCCCUUCUUCCGCUCCGUGAGCAUCGCGCACCCGCUCACGGGCAAGACAGCCACAGUAAAAGUUGUAGAAGGGUGGGAUUCCGCGUACGAGAGCAUCUACAUACAGAACGUCACCGUCAACGGCCAGCCGUGGACGAAGAGCUGGAUCGGGCAUGAGGUCUUCACUGAAGGUUGGACGAUCGAGAUGAGUCUUGGGACGAGCGAGUCGGCGACGUGGGGCCGCGCCCUGGAGGACCGCCCGCCGAGCUAUGCGGCCGCGGCGCCGGGGUCGGAGCUGAUGCGGGCUUGA
This is a messenger RNA of Diaporthe amygdali, 2403 nucleotides long. RefSeq lists its product as uncharacterized. Gene Ontology annotation, biological process: glycoprotein catabolic process; protein deglycosylation; carbohydrate metabolic process. Lineage: Eukaryota; Fungi; Ascomycota; Sordariomycetes; Diaporthales; Diaporthaceae. The transcript has a single exon. Bases 1 to 2403 code for a protein of 800 amino acids. Gene Ontology annotation, molecular function: peptide-N4-(N-acetyl-beta-glucosaminyl)asparagine amidase activity; carbohydrate binding. Gene Ontology annotation, cellular component: cytosol; nucleus. The record is from RefSeq and is a predicted model, not a curated record.